AUGAGGCUCAUAAACACACAAACGCUGCAACUUGAGUUCUAUCAUGGAGGAUCACGUCGAUAUGCCAUAUUGUCGCAUGUUUGGGGCAAUGAUGAGGUCACCUUCCAGGAUAUGACUUCAGUUGACCCUGCUGAAGCGCUGGAGCUCGACCGAUAUAGCAAGCUGCGCGAGAGCUGUAAACUGGCACGCUCACUAAAACUGGAUUACUUAUGGAUAGACACAUGCUGCAUUGAUAAGAGCAGCAGUGCUGAACUCUCCGAAGCUAUCAACUCUAUGUUUCGUUGGUAUGCGGAGUCAACGAUCUGUCUCGCUUUCCUCCAAGAUGUUCCACCAUCAGAGUCUGAGGAAGAGAAGAAGAGGGCAUUUAGGGGUAGUCGUUGGUUUUCAAGAGGUUGGACUCUCCAGGAGUUGAUUGCGCCUGGGAAGGUCAUCUUUUACGGACAGGACUGGAAGCCGUUGGGAAACAGGUCAGAGCUCAAAGACUAUAUUAAGCUUGUUACUGGAAUCAGCGAGGAACUGCUGGACUCAACGCAUCAUAUGAUGGAGAUCAAGCAAAGGCAGUUGGGUCAAUAUUCAAUCGCGGAGAAGAUGUACUGGGCUGCGGGAAGAGAAACGACACGGCCUGAGGAUAUCGCUUACUGCUUACUCGGUAUAUUCGACAUCAACAUGCCUCUGCUAUAUGGGGAAGGUCAGAUCAAAGCGUUCAAGCGGUUGCAGGAAGAGAUCAUUAAAUCGACUGACGAUGAGUCUAUCUAUGCGUGGCGACAGCCUCGAUACCGAGUCGAGGGAAAGACGUAUUGGAGUCUCCUUGCGAAUAGUCCUUCGGCCUUCGAUAUCGACCACGUAGCAAAGGAUUUGAACGGACUGGUACCUAAGAAGUCCAAAUACCUAUCCCUUCGCUCAGGAGUAUCAACAUCAAUGACAAAUCGUGGACUGGAGCUUGAGCUUUCUCUAACACCCUUCCCCAUCGACAAGUCGGGGAGUAUCUUUCUUGCCUUUUUGAACUGCGAAUUCCGUCAAGGCCAAACCUCUAUCAACCCAGCCAUCUUGCUUCAACGGGCAGCAUGGGAUAAAGACUCACAUUUUGUGCGCAUCCGGCCAGACAUACUUGCGCUAUCCAUGAUGAACAGCAUCAUUCUUCCUGAUGAGCUUCUGAAUAUGAUGCGAGGUGGCCAAACUCUUAUACUGAAAGAGGCUAUCCCACGGCAGAUCUUUGUACCGCAUAAUACACCUGACCUAAGGUAUCUGAAAGGAGUGAUAUUCCGCCCGGAGAUCAAGGGUCUUAAAGACGAGAGCAAGAUAAUUGUUAGGGUGCGUUCUCGGUCGCCGACAUGGCAGUACUUCGUCGAUACCCGUCAAGGCCCUUCUCAAACUGCAGAGUCCUACGAGAUCAAUUUUGACCUCGCACCUGGACCUUCGCUCGGUUCAUUACAAGAACCUAUCGUCCUUGGAGUGUUGGAACUCGACUUAGGCAGCGCCGACUCAAAGCAAUGCUUAGUUAUGGGAUUAGAGCCUUUGCUGCCGAAUCCUUUCCAAACAACACCUCUUUACUUCUUACCAUGCUUCGACGUUCGUUCAGGAUCUCACUGGACUCUCACAUCACUCGACUUUUCACGUUUUUCGCCAGGCUCCGGUUUCUGA
Messenger RNA from Fusarium graminearum PH-1, 1641 nucleotides. RefSeq lists its product as uncharacterized. Bases 1 to 1641 code for a protein of 546 amino acids. NCBI's taxonomy places the organism in Eukaryota, Fungi, Ascomycota, Sordariomycetes, Hypocreales, Nectriaceae. The transcript has 2 exons. The record is from RefSeq and is a predicted model, not a curated record.